CUUCCCCGGAAAGAAAAACCAUUUUCUCCUUUCUACACCUUCUUUCCUUCGCUUUCUCUUCGAUUUUCUCACCGUUCAUUCUUUCCAAAGCUCAGAACCACUUUUCCCUCAUCACCAUUGCUUAAAGUUUUGAGCUUUCCGUAUUGUGAUUCUUCCGAAUCAACCCCAUCAAGCAGAUUCUCAGAUACCCAUUGAGCUAUUUCUGUAUUCCUUGCGCAUUACGCUUAAGCUAAAUCUAACCAUUCAUAAUGAUCUCUUCAAUCAAGCACACAACACCUUCACUGAGCUGCUCUGCUUUCUCAGCAAGCAGAAAGCUUUCUGUUCCAAGGCCUCAUUUUUACACCCUGCCUGUUAUUCAGAAUGCUCGGCAAAACCCAGAAACUGAAUCUUCCAUCUCCUCCCAAAAACCCCUUUACAUUUCAUCAACUAAGAGCUUCACAUUUCUGGCAAAUCCCAGAAGGAAGGUUUCAGAAUGCCAAGCCUAUGAGGCAGAGAGGUCGCGACCAAUUGAGAUUAACAUUGAACUUCCUGAUGAACAGGCUCGGAUGGAGACAGCUCAGAAACUCAAGAUUGGCUUGUAUUUUGCUACUUGGUGGGCUUUGAAUGUGGUGUUCAAUAUUUACAACAAGAAGGUUCUGAAUGCGUUUCCUUACCCAUGGCUUACUUCCACUCUGUCUCUGGCUGCUGGUUCUCUUAUAAUGUUGAUCUCAUGGGCCUCCAGGAUCGCUGAUGCCCCCAAAGUUGAUUUGAAUUUUUGGAAGGCCCUGCUGCCCGUAGCUGUGGCCCACACAAUUGGGCAUGUCGCAGCAACUGUGAGCAUGUCAAAAGUUGCAGUUUCAUUCACCCACAUCAUCAAGAGUGGAGAGCCAGCUUUCAGUGUCCUGGUCUCAAGUCUUUUGCUUGGAGACACAUUCCCUAUGCCAGUUUACUUGUCACUGAUUCCAAUUAUUGGUGGUUGUGCACUUGCAGCAGUGACUGAACUCAGCUUCAACAUGACUGGUUUUAUGGGAGCUAUGGUAUCAAAUUUGGCAUUUGUGUUCAGGAAUAUAUUCUCGAAGAAGGGAAUGAAGGGGAUGUCAGUUAGCGGAAUGAACUACUAUGCUUGCCUUUCAAUGUUGUCCCUAUUGAUUCUCACACCUUUUGCCAUAGCUGUGGAAGGCCCCAAGAUGUGGGCUGCUGGCUGGCAAACAGCCUUGUCCCAGAUCGGUCCCAAUUUUGUAUGGUGGGUGGUUGCCCAGAGUGUCUUCUACCACUUGUACAAUCAAGUGUCUUACAUGUCUCUUGAUCAAAUAUCUCCCUUGACAUUCAGUGUUGGAAACACAAUGAAGAGAAUCUCUGUAAUUGUCUCCUCUAUCCUUGUCUUCCACAAUCCAGUUCGACCCAUCAACGCCCUUGGGGCUGCCAUUGCAAUUCUGGGCACCUUCCUCUAUUCACAGGCCAAGCAGUAAACUGAAGCUGGCAUGUAACAGAGGAGAUGAAGAGAGGAUGGUGACCCAUGAUUGAAGCUCAGAGUGUCAAUGAUCACAAUUCAAGUUGGAGAAGAAGAAUUAUUGUGGUCAACGGGACUUCUAUGCUGAUUUCACUAAUUUUGAGAGGCCGUAGUUAGCAUAUGUAAUCACGCUUUAAGUCUGGUUCCAUUGUAGAUGAUUUUACUUCCCCCCCCCCCCUCUCCUUGUAAUCUAAAGAUGAACCUGAAUGAAAUAAAAAUGAUGUUUCAAACCUUUUAUUUUAA
This is a messenger RNA of Prosopis cineraria, 1732 nucleotides long. Its product is annotated as glucose-6-phosphate/phosphate translocator 2, chloroplastic-like. Gene Ontology annotation, biological process: transmembrane transport. The record is from RefSeq and is a predicted model, not a curated record. Gene Ontology annotation, cellular component: membrane; Golgi apparatus. Gene Ontology annotation, molecular function: antiporter activity; phosphoglycerate transmembrane transporter activity; triose-phosphate transmembrane transporter activity. Lineage: Eukaryota; Viridiplantae; Streptophyta; Magnoliopsida; Fabales; Fabaceae. The coding region runs from base 249 to 1448 and encodes 399 amino acids. The transcript has 5 exons.